Cylicostephanus goldi is the source of this 792-nucleotide messenger RNA. The record is from the annotation of a GenBank genome assembly. NCBI's taxonomy places the organism in Eukaryota, Metazoa, Nematoda, Chromadorea, Rhabditida, Strongylidae.
AUGCUAACUGCAUUGUCUGCAGCCGUGAAGUCCACUAAUCGGUGGAAAAAAGGUCCAUUCAACGCGCAGCUGAAGGAUAUCUUCUAUACAAGCAAGCACGAGUGGUACACAAGAACUAGGGAAGAACGUCUCCGAAUUGUAAAUCUUGGCAAACUGUCAUAUGCUAAGGGCUUAGAAGAGCAGAAGAAGUUUGUUGAAAUUGUCAAGCAAGCAAAGCUCCAAAAUGAUGUGUUAAAUUUUCUCUUAGCCGUAGAGCAUACUCCUGUUUAUACUGUAGGUAUACGCUCAAAACUGUACACAGAAGAAGAGGAGUUGAAACUCAAAACGCUCGGCGCUGACUUCUAUAGGACUUCUCGUGGCGGACUGAUCACAUUUCAUGGUCCCGGGCAGCUUGUGAUAUAUCCUAUAUUUAACUUGAAGCACAUUGCUCCUCGCCCAGUAGGUGUGAAGAAGUACGUGGAAAUGUUGGAACAGGUCGUGAUUGAUUGCGCAAGUAAAGACUUCAACAUAUCAAACGUGGGGCGAACCCAGCACACAGGAGUAUGGGUUGGACAAACAAAAAAACUUGCGGCCUUAGGGAUAGCUGUUUCUCAUGGAGUCUCUUAUCACGGUCUAGCUAUGAAUUGCAACACAGAUCUGUCUUGGUUUGAUCAUGUGGUUGCUUGUGGAAUAGAAGGAGCAGAAGCUACAUCGCUAAGUCGCGAAUGUGAACGUGAUGUAACAAUCUCUGAAGCUCUACCCAAGAUGGUUGCACAGUUUGCAAGGAUAUUUGAUUGCAACGUAGAAUCAUAG